Puccinia triticina is the source of this 888-nucleotide messenger RNA. RefSeq lists its product as uncharacterized. The transcript is spliced from 5 exons. The record is from RefSeq and is a predicted model, not a curated record. Bases 1 to 888 code for a protein of 295 amino acids. Lineage: Eukaryota; Fungi; Basidiomycota; Pucciniomycetes; Pucciniales; Pucciniaceae.
AUGGUGAUGUCUGGCCUGCACCAUCUGAGCUCGAGCUUCAACAGGAUUGAGGCAACCCAGACUUCGCAUGUCUUCCUCGAUCUUUUCGGCACGCUGAUUUUUCCUGCUUCACCCAUUCAUAUUCGCUAUAAUCAUAUUGCUCGAUCUAACGGCUUCAGUGGCUUUGACGUGAGUGCGAAGAACUUCAAAACAGCUUUCAAAAAAACCAACCAAGAAUUCCCAAAUUAUGGCAAAAACUGUUGGGUCCCAUUGUCCAAUAAUCCGGAAGGAAGUGUGAGGAUGUCGCCAAAGGAUUGGUGGUUGAAAGUGGUAAAAGGUACCUUUGAAGACUCCUUGAACUCUCAAGAGAAAAAAUCUCUCACAACAGAACUUAGGGAAAUCGACAAAAUUUCGGAACUCAUUUAUGAAGAUUUCCUGACGAAUGAGAACGAAAAGAUAUACAAAACCUACGAUGAUACUUUGGAUUUUAUAAACUAUUUGUUAAGAGAGAAGAUUGGUUUUAGCAUCCUUACCAACUCAGAUCCUAAGAUUCUGGAUGCUCUUCCACCGAGAUUGAAAGAUUUACUGUCAUCGAAAGAUCGAAAAACAUCGGAGUCAAACGCGUUCACAAGCUGGGAUAUCGGGUUUGCAAAACCUGAUACAAGAAUCUGGGACUCUGCAAUUCGUCAAUUGAAUUUAAGCAAAUCUAAUGAUCGUUUAUUACACGUGGGCGAUGACUUUCACGAGGAUUUCCUAGGUGCCAAAUCCGCUGGUAUAUGUUCGAUAUGGUUAGAUAGAAAGGAUAAUGAUCGAAAAAUUUCAAAACCCAUCGAAAACAAGAUUGAAAAUUAUGAAUUCCAGGGAAAUGAAAGAGUUCGCUCUCUCAAUGAACUGAUUGGUCAGCUUUAG